Austrofundulus limnaeus is the source of this 1015-nucleotide messenger RNA. It is a transcript of the gene ppil3, whose product is annotated as peptidylprolyl isomerase (cyclophilin)-like 3. The record is from RefSeq and is a predicted model, not a curated record. Gene Ontology annotation, cellular component: catalytic step 2 spliceosome. Bases 82 to 567 code for a protein of 161 amino acids. Gene Ontology annotation, molecular function: peptidyl-prolyl cis-trans isomerase activity. Lineage: Eukaryota; Metazoa; Chordata; Actinopteri; Cyprinodontiformes; Rivulidae. The transcript has 6 exons. Gene Ontology annotation, biological process: protein folding; protein peptidyl-prolyl isomerization.
GGCGGAACCAUUAAACGAUGGGUUCCCGUUGUAGCCGGACAUGUUUGUCGUACGCACCUGAGCUCAGAGGCAACAUUUGAAAUGGCAGUUACUCUUCAUACGGAUCUCGGAGACAUUAAAAUUGAGUUAUUCUGUGAACGCGCUCCGAAGUCAUGUGAGAACUUUCUUGCCCUGUGUGCCAGUGGGUUCUAUAAUGGUUGCCUUUUCCACCGAAACAUAAAAGGCUUCAUGGUUCAGACUGGUGACCCUACAGGCACCGGGAAAGGGGGAACGAGUAUAUGGGGCCGUAAAUUUGAAGAUGAGUUUAGCGAGCACCUAAAGCAUAAUGUAAGAGGAGUGGUCUCAAUGGCAAAUAAUGGCCCCAACACGAACGGCUCCCAGUUUUUCUUCACAUAUGCCAAACAGCCCCAUCUGGACAUGAAGUACACAGUGUUUGGAAAGAUUAUUGAUGGCUUGGAAACACUGGAUGAGCUGGAGAAGCUGCCCGUGAAUGAGAAGACCUUCCGACCACUGACCGACAACCGGAUAAAAGACGUCACCAUUCAUGCUAACCCGUUUGCCGGAUAGCUGCUUUAAAUUUUUCAGAAAAUCCGACACGGAACCGGUUAUUUCCAAAAGGCCACUAUACAGUGCACGGUGCCUUGCUUAUGUUGAAGUGGAUCACUUGUUUAAGAGGGAAGAAACAUUUUUAGUGGACAAACUGAUUUGUAAAGCUGCAGAGUGCUGAGUUAGAGAAAAAAGGAAGUCACUGACUGUGAAGUGGAAGCGGACUUUUGUAACUUGAUAAAACAUUCAGGGGAGUGCUUUCUCCAGUUUCUAGCUAUCUACUCCUUUUAAACCCACAGUGAUGUGACAGAAACUUGAAAACAAAUGUAUUCUCUAUAGAUGUAUUCACAACUGAAUCCAGAAAUGAAACAUGUUUGACAUUUUUAAAUGGCUGCCUUUUUUUCCCCUCAUAUAUCUGCUGGUAAAUACAUUUUCAGUAAUUUGUAAUAAAUAAACUUUUUUAAAUAUA